GUCAAAGUCAUUAAAAUGGGAUGACUGUUAUCAAUAUAGCCUAUCAAGGAUUUAAUUUAAGUUAUAAACAUAUAUUUGUCAGUCGAACUUGGGACUUUCACAAGAAAGGAGUAAUCAGUCUAAUCUGCAAUGGACGAAACAUACUCAUCUUGGACUGGCCUGAUCUACAUUUUCAAUCUCAUUGUUGGCACUGGAGCGCUAACAUUGCCAUCCGCAUUCUUGCACUCAGGCUGGGCUCUCGGAUCUGUGUUGAUGUGUAUCUUAGCAUUUGUGAGCUAUGUAACGGCAACAUUCGUGGUAGAGGCAAUGGCAACAGGCAACGCCCUCAUCAACUUCUCCAAAAUGAAGCAACUCCGGCAGAUUGGGCGCUGUUUGGAUUUGGCCCAACAGUCUGCAAGAAAUCAAACGGAUAGCGAGGAUGAAAGUUGGGGGUCGCCUUCCGAAGAAUCACCUUUAAAUCUUCCAGGGUCAAUUCAGAAUUUUCCGUCCGAGCCUCUUUCAUAUUAUACAAUCGACAAUAAAGUGGAAAUGGGAGAAAUGGCUGGCUUGUUUUUUAGCCAAGGAGGAAGGCUUGCUUUCUUCCUUUGUUUUACGUGUUAUCUCUUCGGAGAUUUGUCCAUCUACGCUGCCGCCAUCGGUCAGUCUCUGGUUGAUGCUGUCUGUGUAUCAAAAAAUUUUACCGACCCUGAUGACAAGCUGUGCUGGCCAGAUUACCCUUACACUACCCUCCAAGCUUACAGGGUUUUUCUGAUUGCAUUUUUGAUGCUGUUUGGGCCGUUUGUUUUCUUCAACGUCCAGAAGACCAAAUACCUGCAGAUUGCCACCAGUCUGACCAGAUGGCUAGCAUUUAGCGUAAUGAUCACUCUGACAGUUCAGAGGCUGCUCAACCCCUCUCUACCACACAACUCCCCCUCCCCUGCGGUGUUGGGCGGGUUUCCAGCACUGCUCAGCUCGUGCGUGUACGCGUUCAUGUGCCACCACUCGCUGCCUGCACUACUAGCUCCCAUGCGCGACAAGCGAGGGCUACAGCGCAGCCUAGUGGCAGACUACACAAUCGUACUGGCAUUCUACCUUACACUUGCCGUGCCAGCGGUGUUUGCGUUCCCUCACAUCAAUCCACUGUUCUCACUGAACUUCGUGCCAGCUCCCGGGGACUCUGCAGAGCUCCGAGUGGCUGAUUACUUCCUGAUCCUCUUCCCGGUGUUUACUCUGACAGCGAGCUUCCCUGUCAUCUCUGUCACUCUUCGCAACAACUUGCAGUCCACAGUGUCUUCCGGGAGGACCAGGCUGUUGAGGUUUGUGAUACUACCCCUGAUGGCUGUCAUCCCUCCAGUGUUUCUGGCCAUCAGCAUGCCUAACCUUGAGUUCUUGGUUGGUAUCACUGGAUCUUAUGCUGGAGUGGGUAUUCAAUACAUCAUCCCAGCGGCACUAGUGCUUGCGUCGCGCAAGAGUAAGCCACGUGAACUUGCAGAGAUGGAAAACCCUUUCACCUCCCCCUUCCGACACCCUGCUUGGGCCAUCCUGGUCAUCGUGUGGGCACUGGUGUGCAUGACCUGCGUCACCGUGCACAUUGUCCGGUCACACCUGCAUUCCUGAGCAACGUGUGGAACAAAGGUGUUAUGUCCAAGCGUGGAGAGGUAACAGAGGUUCUAAGUCCAUGGAUGGAAGGUGCUAACGCUUUUACUCAAAGAAGUCAAUAUAUUUAGGUUUUUGAGGAAUGAAAAGACGUAAUGUCUGAUUUUAUUUUAUUAAAUUAACAAAAGGAGGGAAAUAUCAUAUCCCUCUGAGUAGUAAAAUCCAAAAUUGACGUCAAUUAUGUGUAAGAAAUGGGCUCUAAACAUGUGUAAUGGAGCUUUAUUUUAAUAGAAGCACAGCAAGUUAUGGUUUAAAAUGUUGAACCGUAUCUCUUGAAGGCUUA
Messenger RNA from Homalodisca vitripennis (glassy-winged sharpshooter), 1918 nucleotides. Its product is annotated as transmembrane protein 104 homolog. The transcript has 12 exons. NCBI's taxonomy places the organism in Eukaryota, Metazoa, Arthropoda, Insecta, Hemiptera, Cicadellidae. The record is from RefSeq and is a predicted model, not a curated record. Bases 130 to 1596 code for a protein of 488 amino acids.